CUUCGCAUGAGGACAUAUCAAGAAGACAGCAGACUGUGAGCGAGGAAGGAACCUGUGCGGGAACCCGGCUGCUGCUGGUCUUAACGCUCUGGGCUCCAGACUUUCCCUCUGUUAGGUCACUCUGGUCUCUGAGCUGCUGUCUUCUACAUCAGACACACUUGGCUCGUGCCUCAGAGCCAACCAUGGGUGAAUUUCAGAACUUCGUUUGGAGUGUUUCUGAUGAGAUGUGGUUUGAGGGGUUUGAAAAUUUCACUGGCAUGCCACCCACAGGAGAAGAUUUUAGACCCUGUGAUACGGACGCUGAUGUGCUCAGCAGCUCUGCUCUGGUUGCUGUCUAUAUCAUGGUGUUCCUGCUGAGCCUGCUGGGAAACUCUCUGGUGAUGGUGGUCAUCUUAUCCAGCCAGGUCACCCGCUCUGUCACUGAUGUCUACCUGCUGAACUUGGCCAUCGCUGACCUGCUCUUUGCCCUGACCUUGCCUGUCUGGGCUGUCAACAAGGAGAAGGGCUGGAUCUUUGGCACACCCUUUUGCAAGAUCGUCUCUCUCCUGAAGGAAGUCAACUUCUACAGCGGCAUUCUACUACUCGCCGGCAUCAGCAUGGACCGCUACCUGGCCAUCGUCCACGCCACACACACUCUGACCCAAAAGCGCCACUUGGUCAAGUUCAUAUGCAUGGGCAUCUGGGUAGUAUCUUUGAUUCUCUCCUUGCCCACCUUCCUCUUCCGCAAAGCCUUCCCUCUAAACGAGUCCAUCACUGUCUGCUACGAGUUUCUGGGUAGUGACACGACCAAAUGGCGCCUGGUGCUGCGCUUCGUGUUCCAGAUCUUCGGCUUCAUCCUGCCACUGCUGAUCAUGCUGUUCUGCUACAGCUUCACGCUGCGCACACUGUUUAAGGCCCAAAUGGGGCAGAAGCACCGGGCCAUGAGGGUCAUCUUUGCUGUUGUGCUUGUCUUCCUGCUCUGCUGGCUGCCCUACAACCUGGUGCUGCUUGUGGACACCUUCAUGAGGAACCACUGGAUCGAAGAGACCUGUGAGCGCCGCAAUCAUAUUGACCGAGCCCUGGAGGUCACUGAGAUCUUGGGCUUCCUCCACAGCUGCCUCAACCCCAUCAUCUAUGCCUUCAUUGGCCAAAAGUUUCGCCAAGGACUCCUCAAGGUCCUCGCUGCCCGCGGUCUGAUCAGCAAGGAGUUCUUGGCCCGUCACCGUGUUCCCUCUCACUGCUCCUCCAGCACUAUCGCUUCAAACCUCUGAAUUCCACUGGUGAAAGAGUCUCUCACUCUCUAAGGAAAGAAGAGCCAUCAGCCCAAGGUUGUGUGGGUGGGAUAGACUGGCUCAAACAGAUCCUCUGGGUUUGAGGGGCAACUACAGAGUGUGGGGGAGUUAGGGACCGGUGCCUCAGGGACCACCUCAGCCUUCUGAGGAAGUGCCAGAGACCUCCAAGGGCCAGCUUCACACGGCCGUGAAAAGGAGCAGCCUCAUUUCUGUUGAACUUGUGCAUCUUUGAUCCAUUAACUAGGUAAUUAGCAUGGUCACACCUGUAGCCCGCAUCUUACAGUAAAGCAAAGAACUAGGGCCAAAGCUGUUUUCCCAAAUGGGCAGGACCCUCUUGUUAGUCCUUGCUGGAUCAUCACCCCAAACGCCGAGCAUGUCUUAAGCAGGCUGCAUUUUUUCUGUGCCCUCUGAUCUCAUGGGACUCUUGUCCCACCCCUUGCAGUUGUAGUAUCUGCUGAGGAUCUCAAGGCAGGUGCUGCUGAAGCAUCACACCACCAGGUGGCCUUGUGCUGGAGCCGGACAUAAUUUCCCCUGGGGUGCUGUGGAUGUUCGGGAAACCAGUGCUAUAGCAUGAAGUCCUCUUUAUUCCAUGAUCAGAGACAGGCAAUGAACAUGCUGGAUAUGUGCAGAGCUGUGGAUGGAACAAGACUCACCCUCUUGACACUUCCAACCUGACAUGGAGCAUUAGCAACCUCACAGACCUGCACACACUUGGCAGUCAGCCGGCCAGCCCCAUAUUUCCAAUAAAAUUUCUUUCCUGGGGUGGAUCUCGCCUGGCUCCUUUGUAUUGUACUAGCCACCCCCCCAUGCUUCCUUGGAAUUACUGUAGUUUCUGUUUUCCAUCCCUGAAGGCAAAACUCUUCUGUUUUGUUCACUCUACAUCCCUGGUGUCCGACACACUGCCCAGAGCCCAUUAAAUGCUCGGUCAAUA
Molecule: messenger RNA, 2202 nt
Organism: Chinchilla lanigera (long-tailed chinchilla)
Lineage: Eukaryota; Metazoa; Chordata; Mammalia; Rodentia; Chinchillidae
Gene: Cxcr1
Product: chemokine (C-X-C motif) receptor 1
Exons: 3
Coding region: 183-1250 (355 amino acids)
Biological process (GO): immune response; G protein-coupled receptor signaling pathway; neutrophil chemotaxis
Cellular component (GO): membrane
Molecular function (GO): C-X-C chemokine receptor activity
Source: RefSeq, a predicted model, not a curated record